GGGUUGAACACUAAAUAUGCUUCUAAAAUUAUUAUUGUUGGUGUGCCUAGCAGCCUUGAGCAAUGCUGGCCUUAUUUCACCAGUUUACAAUGCUCCUUACGCCUAUGGUGGGUGGAACCCAUACAGCUCGUACCCUGCUCAGCCAGCAAUCGCUUCUCAGCAUUCUAACAUUUUAAGGUCACCAUUUAAUCUUGGCCAGGUAUCAACAUACACAAAAUCCAUUGACACUCCAUUUUCAAGCGUGCGUAAGGCUGAUGUGCGUGUGAGCAACCCCGGCGUGGCCAUUGCGCCUGCAUACACACGCUUUGCAUCACCUCUAGUAUCGCAUGUCGGUGUUGCUGCCCCUGUGGCCAAGGUUGCUACAACUGCUGGUCUUCUUGGAGUGGCCUACUCUGCUGCACCCACUGUGUCUCACAUGACUUACACCAAUGGACUUGGUCUUGCCUAUGGCUGGUAA
This is a messenger RNA of Spodoptera exigua (beet armyworm), 457 nucleotides long. The record is from the annotation of a GenBank genome assembly. Lineage: Eukaryota; Metazoa; Arthropoda; Insecta; Lepidoptera; Noctuidae.